AAGACACUGACACUCUUGAACAAUGGACAGAAAGAAAAGAAAACUGGAAUCUGGUGAUCGGCAGGACGACGACCGCCUUCGUAUAUUGGACAGUUUUGAGGGUUUUAAAGUGAAGAGCGUGAUCAGUGAAAACUCGCGAUGCAAAACGGCUGUCAUCCACGGGGAGCUGGACGGGAAAGACGCCAUUGUUUUGUUGGAAAGAAAACCAUUCAACCUCAGUAAUGUUAGCAACUACUUUACGGAGGAAACAGGUUUAGAGAAUACAUUGAAGAAUGACAUUUAUGGAACUUAUGAUGCAUAUCCACCGAAAGUAGAGAAUGCUGUGAAGGCGGUGGUGAUUCACCCUGCCACAGAGAAACAUGUGCAGAAGUACACAGACCAGGAGCGAUACAUUGUGCAUGAGACACCCAGUCUAUAUGAACAGGUGACACUGCCACUCAUCACAAGCAAACAGUUCAGCAUACAGUGGGUGUACAACAUACUGGAGAAGAAGAAGGAGGCUGAUCGUAUUGUGUAUGAGGACACAGACCCUGACACAGGGUUCAUCCUGCUGCCAGACAUGAAGUGGGACCGAACAGACACAAGUGCCCUGUACCUGGUAGCAAUUGUCCACAAACAUAACAUCAAGUCUUUGCGAGACCUGGACACAGGGAGCCUUCCGCUGCUGCAAAAUAUACUCAAGAAAGGGCUGAAAGCUAUUCAGGACACCUAUGACAUUCCAGCCAGCAAACUGAAUGUUUACAUCCAUUACCAGCCGUCAUACUACCAUUUUCAUGUGCAUUUCACCAAUGUUAAGUUCGAAGCACCGGGGUUCGGAGCUGAUAGGGCUCAUCUUCUGGCUGAUGUAAUUAACAAUAUACAGUUGUAUGGCGACUUCUACAAGAAAAAGACGCUGACGUUCCUCGUAAGAGAGCAAGAAGACUUGUACAUGAAGUUUAAAGAUGCAGGAUACUUUGAUUGCUCUGAAGAAGUCUCUGUAGAAAAAUAAUAAAUAAAUCGACAUUUAGCAUCA
Messenger RNA from Mya arenaria, 1012 nucleotides. Its product is annotated as m7GpppX diphosphatase-like. The transcript has 4 exons. The record is from RefSeq and is a predicted model, not a curated record. Gene Ontology annotation, cellular component: P-body; nucleus. Gene Ontology annotation, biological process: deadenylation-dependent decapping of nuclear-transcribed mRNA. NCBI's taxonomy places the organism in Eukaryota, Metazoa, Mollusca, Bivalvia, Myida, Myidae. Gene Ontology annotation, molecular function: RNA 7-methylguanosine cap binding; hydrolase activity. The coding region runs from base 23 to 988 and encodes 321 amino acids.